Molecule: messenger RNA, 853 nt
Organism: Nicotiana tabacum (common tobacco)
Lineage: Eukaryota; Viridiplantae; Streptophyta; Magnoliopsida; Solanales; Solanaceae
Source: RefSeq, a predicted model, not a curated record
AUCACCCGUGCAUAGAGAGAAAUAAAAGCUGGCGAAUAGGGCUACAAAAUCGUGUAAAACUUUUCCUGCUUCACACACACACACAUUGCUGCUAUUGAACAUGCAUAGCUGUGUAAGAACAAAAGCGUUACGUCUAGAUAAUCGUAAUAGAAACAGGGGAGAUCACUCGAAUUCUGCAUAAAACUACUUCUGUUUGUAACUUGAUCAUUAUUGGAUUUGUUUUGUAAUGGCGGCGUCGAAUGGGAGUGAGUACUUUGAGUUAGAUGUGGAGGCACAGGAGAGUUUCGGCCGGCGGUCGAAUGCGGAGUCGGUGGCGGAAGACGAACAGGAGCUGAUGUGGGCGGCGUUAGAGAAAUUGCCGACGCGGAAGCGAACGAAUCUCGCUUUGGUGAAGCGGACAGCGGAGGAAUCUGACGACAGCGUGGGAGAGAGGACUGACACUGUCGAUGUGAGAAAACUUGAUCGGAAUACUCGCCAGCUUGUCGUCGAUAGAGCAAUGGCCACUUCCGAACAGGAUAACUACAAGUUGCUUUCCGGCGUUAAAGAGCGCCUCGAUAGUGUGGGAUUGGAGGUUCCUAAAGUUGAAGUUCGAUACGAGGACAUAACAAUCACAGCAAAUGUGAAUGUUGGCUCCAGAGCUUUGCCUACUUUAAUGAAUUCUGUCCGCGAUGUCUUUGAGAAUAUAUUCACUCGACUGAAGAUAUUCCGCCCUAAGAAACACUCUCUAACCAUUUUGAAUAACAUCAAUGGUGUUGUAAAACCUGGAAGGAUGACAUUGCUCCUGGGACCUCCUGGUUCUGGUAAAACUACGUUGCUUUUAGCGCUUUCAGGGAAGCUUGAUAAUGGCUUAAAG